Magnolia sinica is the source of this 1535-nucleotide messenger RNA. RefSeq names its product chlorophyllase-1-like. The coding region runs from base 35 to 949 and encodes 304 amino acids. The transcript has 2 exons. Lineage: Eukaryota; Viridiplantae; Streptophyta; Magnoliopsida; Magnoliales; Magnoliaceae. Gene Ontology annotation, biological process: chlorophyll catabolic process. The record is from RefSeq and is a predicted model, not a curated record. Gene Ontology annotation, molecular function: chlorophyllase activity.
GAGAGAGAGAGAGAGAGAGAGAGAGAGAGAGAGAAUGAGUAAGGUGUUCGAAGUAGGGAAGUUGAGUGUAACGGUUGUGGAGGCUCCUGAAAGCUCGUCACCUCCAAAGCCUCUAUUAAUCAGCACUCCAACAGAAGCAGGAGAAUAUCCAGUGGUGGUUUUCUUCCAUGGCUUUUGUCUCACCAACAGCUGCUACUCUGCCAUCCUUCAACACGUUGCUUCUCAUGGAUACAUUGCAGUUGCUCCUCAGUUGUAUUCCUUCACUGAUGAUUUGAUCAGCAACCUCUUCUCUGCGAAUGAAGAGAUCGAAUCAGCUUUUGCAGUCCUCAACUGGUUAUCUCAAGGUCUGCAAUCUUCUCUCCCAAACAAUGUCCAAGCAAACCUACCCAAGCUCGCUAUCGCGGGCCAUAGCCGAGGUGGCCGUGCCGCCUUCUACAUUGCACUCCACAACGGCCAGACCUCAGUCAAAUUCUCCCUCCUGAUGGGCAUCGACCCCGUCGCUGGAGGCAGCAAAGAGAACCAACUCAAGCCUCCAAUCCUCACUUACAAGCCAUCCUCUUUCGACAUUGGCGGAAUACCAGUCUUGGUGGUCGGGUCGGGCUUGGGAGAGCAACAGAAGAACUUCCUCUUCCCCGCCUGCGCUCCCAAAGAUGUGAAUCACAAGGAAUUCUACAACGAAUGCCAGGCGCCGCGUUUUCAUAUGGUUGCGACGGAGUACGGUCACAUGGACAUGUUGGAUGAUAAAAUACCAACAUUAGUGGCGAAGCUUGCUUCUUGUGCGUGUAAGAAUGGUAAAGAGAAAGAACCUAUGAGGAAAUUUGUAGGUGGGAUUAUGGUAGCAUUUCUCGAGGCUUACUUGAAGGAUGAGAGAGGAGAUCUCGAAGCUAUUAUAGCUGACCCUUCUAUUGCACCAGUCGAGCUUAAUCCAGUGGAGUAUGAUGAAAAAUAGAAGGUUUGUGGUGUCGUUUGGUUGCACCAAAUAUUGUGAAAUUUCAUAAUAUCUUGCACCAAAUUAGACUAAUAAAUCAUGAAAUAUCAUGAUAUUUGUUGCAACCAAACGAUAUGCAACCGUUGGUCUUUUGUGCCCCGUCGUGGAUUGAACAUGGAUCAAAAGUCACAUUGGUAGGACAAUCAAAACCCUUCAUCAUUCAAUUGAACAAAUAUCAGUGGCUGGGAUUAAUUUUAUUGUCAAUCCACGGUUGGAUGCAACAGACCAAUGGUCUGGAUUGUUGAUCCAGAGGCUCCGCUUGUAUAGGUCGCCUAUGAUGUACCUCCUCUUAGCUAUGGUGGGAAGUAGGUAGCGUUUUUCUAGGGUUUGUUAAACCGUUUCUGUUGGUGGGUGGGUUCAUUUAUCAUUUGGGCUUAUUUAAUGGCUUUUCUAUUAGGGUAAAUCUUGUGUGAAUGUGUGAUGUAUUUCCUUUGAUUUUCCUUUCGUUUGGUAAGAUUGAAAUGUGGAGUAAGAUUUCUUGGGAAGGAUUUGUAAGAAUUAAAUACCUUUUAUUGGAGAGAUCUGAUGGGAUGCAUCCCUGCAUAGA